UCAUUCGUCCAAGCCAGCCGGUGUGAUCGUGGCGCUGGCGGAGUGGAGGAACGGAAUAGGAAAUGUAAAUGAUCAUUUUAAACGCAGAAUCUUCUCCGGAUAAUUGUACCAAAUGCUCAAAGACGGAUGUAUCUUGUUGUGAAAAGGUUGGACGUUAGCCAGAUAUCAGUUUUAUAACUAACCAUCUCGUCCUGUUGCUUUUAUUGUAAGAGUGCCUCUCUGGCGCCUCCCUCUGGCCAUGCUGUGUGUGUGCGCUGUGCUGCUGGUUUUGGCUGCUCCGGCCCUGUCCUCCUCUGCGGACCCGGAGACGCACAGCCCCAGACAUGACUCUAACCUGGAGAUCUACAAGCGUCUGUUGGAGACGAAGCGGAAGGAUCAGCUGAAUGCCCUGAAAAACCUGGUGGAACUCAAUGACAUUAACCAGCAGCACAAGAUCAUUGACAUCAUGCUGAAAGGACUUUUUAAGGUGCUGGAGGACUCCAGAGCCGUUCUCACUGCCGCCAACCUGCAGCCUGACGACCCCUUCCCCCGGGACGACAAGAUCAAAGAAGCGUACUCCCACGUGAUCGAGAACACGGCGUUCUUCGGGGACGUGGCCCUGCGCUUCCCCCGCAUCGUGCAUCACUACUACGACCGCAACGCAGACUGGGGGGCCCUGCUGCGCUGGGGGCUGCGCUUCUGCAACCUGACGGGCGUCUUCGCUGGAGGGGCCCACCAGCACGUCCUCACACUGAUGUCCCAGGAGUUGGGAAUAACGGAGAAGUCCCCGGACUUCAUCAACCCGUACCGCACCGAGAGAGACGACUAUUUGAAACCCUGAAAGAAAUAGUGUUCUUAUACCGCCCUCUACUGGAAGAUUGGUUAUUGACCAUGAGGAGGUGACUGACAACAUAUUUAUGUUCUCACCAGUCAAGCUUGAAGUUAAGCUACAGUUCUUUGUGUUUUGAAAUGCUUCGAACGGACAUGCAGCAAAAUAUUUUUAUACAUUUAAAAAUAAAAAGUAUGCAUUCAUAUCUUGCAGCUUAAUUAAUGUUUCAAAUGCAAGUUAUUGAAUGGAAAUGUUAUUUAAUGAAAUGUGGGGGGUUGUUUGCUCUGCUGUGAGCUAAACUGGUGGGAAAUCGGAGCGACGAUUGGCUGUUUCGCUUCAGAGAC
Messenger RNA from Conger conger (European conger), 1152 nucleotides. Its product is annotated as coiled-coil domain-containing protein 134-like. NCBI's taxonomy places the organism in Eukaryota, Metazoa, Chordata, Actinopteri, Anguilliformes, Congridae. The transcript is spliced from 7 exons. The record is from RefSeq and is a predicted model, not a curated record. Bases 239 to 820 code for a protein of 193 amino acids.